CUCUGGUUACCGUUGUCCUCAGCAGUUACCCACAAUGCAUCACGGCAGCUAAGGCUCAGGCUAAAAAACAAUGCUGAAUUUGGAGAUUUUUGUCUUUAGAUAAUAUAGACAGCUCCCAGAGGCAGGAUGGACAAAGAACCACGGAACACCGUUGUUUUCAACUCCUCCAAAAGAGAGCUGUUCACCGCCAACAGUGGCUACAAGUCUCUUCAGAAGAGAUUGAGGGCACAGUGGAAAAUUCAGAGCAUCAAAGAGGAGCUGACGGCGGAGAAACUGCAUGGUGCGAAACUGUGGAUCACCGCGGGUCCUCGGGAGAAGUUCACGGCUGCUGAGUUGGAAGUCCUGAAGCAGUAUCUGAAUGGCGGUGGAAACGUCCUUGCGAUGCUUGGAGAAGGAGGAGAAGUCAGCUAUGAUACCAAUAUCAAUUUCCUCCUGGAAGAGUUUGGAAUAAUGAUCAACAGCGACACUGUAGUGCGAAACGUGUACUACAAGUAUUUCCAUCCCAAAGAAGCACUAGUGUCCAAUGGUGUUCUCAACAGGGAGAUCAGUCGUGCGGCUGGGAAAGUGGUGACAGGGAUCAUUGAUGAUGAAAAUACUGGAAACAAUGCACAGGCCCUCACCUUUGUGUAUCCAUACGGAGCUACACUGAAUGUCAUGAAGCCUGCCAUAGCUAUCCUUUCCACUGGCUCUGUGUGCUUCCCUCUCAACCGGCCUGUUCUGGCUUUCUACCAAGUUGCAAAUGCAGGGAGGUUGGCAGUGUUGGGUUCGUGCCACAUGUUCAGUGACCAGUAUCUGGACAAGGAGGAGAACAGUAAAAUUAUGGAUGUUGUGUUCCAGUGGCUGAUGACUGACAACAUUCACCUUAAUCAAAUAGAUGCAGAAGACCCAGAGAUCACAGACUACACCAUGUUACCAGACACAAGACGCCUGUCCGACAGACUGAGGGUGUGUCUGCAAGAGGGGGACGAAAAUCCACGAGACUUCACCUCACUUUUUGACAUGUCUCUGUUUAAACUGUCAACAGAUACGCUGCCCUCUGUUAUUAGGGCCUACAAGCAGUUGAAUGUCAAACAUGAGCCGCUCCAGCUGAUCACGCCUCAGUUCGAAACGCCACUGCCGCCUCUGCAGCCGGCUGUCUUCCAGCCUGCUUUUAGGGACCUGCCCCCACCCAUGCUCGACCUCUUUGACCUCGACGAAACCUUCUCAUCGGAGAAAGUGCGACUAGCUCAGCUCUCAAACAAAUGCACAGAUGACGACCUCGAGUUUUAUGUGCGAAAGUGUGGAGACAUUUUAGGGGUUACUGGAAAGCUGGACAAAGAAAAAAGAGAUGCCAAACACAUCCUGGAGCACAUCUUCUUUCAGGUGGUGGAGUUCAAAAAACUGAACCAGGAACAUGAUAUCGACACGACGCAGACAAGAUUUUCCCCGUUCUGAAGCUGGACAGUAAGGCGAAGUGGAGGACUGCUGGCAUGAAGGCUGUAUGCACGCCAGAGAUUUCUUGGACUUAUCUACACAUUGAUUGAACUAGCAUCAGGACUUAUGUGCUAAAGGUCUCAGAGUCAGACUGUUGAUCCAGGAUCUGUUACUCCAUAUAUGUAAUAACAAAGACAAAAGUUCUGCAUCUCACCUGUAGAAGAUACUUCUGCUCCUCUUAACACUCUUUAUCCACACUUAAAGCAAGUUCCUGUUAUACUGGACCUGAAUGUACCUUUUGGUUUUUGAUUUGACGGUUGAUUAUGCCUGGUUUAUGGUGUGAAGAGUUCACUACAUGUAGACGUGUUAUCAGUUACUUUUAUUUUUUUUUAUUACAACUCCACUAUGUGCAUAUUUAAACCAUAUUUAUAUAAAUAUACACAAGUUCAGCCGGGUGAAGUUCAUAGAGGCUGUUCAUUUUGUGGGUAAUCUCUAUUUCAGGGGGGUCCACAGAUUUAAUAACCUUAUAUUAUAAUCUCCAGUAUAAUCUCAUAUGGCUAUCUGAGUAAAGAUAUUUGCAAAAUUCUGCAGAAUUCAAGCAUUUAAGUGUAAGUUAUUCACAGAGACACUCUGAACUUCAUGAUGGUGUACGCAAUGUCUACAAUGCAAAUAUAGCCAUUUUAUUUACUGUCCAAAUGGCUAGUGAAUGUAUUUAUAGCAGAGUUUUGAUAGUAACAUGGUAAAUCUUUGGGAGGGGGAAAAAAGUUUUCUUGGGGGACAAUUUUGCUAUUUUUACAACACCUUGCAUAUUUAUAAACACAUUUUAGUUCAAAACCUACUUUAAACUAUCAUAGAACUAUGUCUCAGACAUUGAGUAGCACAUUUGUUACCUCUUCUUCUAAUAGCUUUCUGUGACGUAGCUUUUACAGGCUUUUUUAGAGACUCCUCAGACAUCUGGUUCCUGUCUCCACUGCUGUGAAGUCUGACAUUGAAAGUUUCUUAAGAACCAAACAGUUCACAGCAAACCACCCUGAAUGACUUUACACAUCAGCAUUUAAAUUAGGAGGCCUUUAUAAAAAGAAAGUGACCUUCCCUUCAGGGAUGUGAACUGCUAGUACAUACCUUAUAUAAAUGCAAAUCAUCUACAUUCGUGUGCGCAUCAUAACGCUACAGUCUGAUGUUUGUAACUGUCAGUUAUUUUGAAUAAAGUCUUUUGUACUGAA
Colossoma macropomum (tambaqui) is the source of this 2636-nucleotide messenger RNA. It is a transcript of the gene ift52, whose product is annotated as intraflagellar transport 52 homolog (Chlamydomonas). The coding region runs from base 127 to 1434 and encodes 435 amino acids. Gene Ontology annotation, cellular component: centriole; intraciliary transport particle B; cilium. Lineage: Eukaryota; Metazoa; Chordata; Actinopteri; Characiformes; Serrasalmidae. The record is from RefSeq and is a predicted model, not a curated record. The transcript has 14 exons. Gene Ontology annotation, biological process: intraciliary transport; cilium assembly.